Messenger RNA from Cicer arietinum (chickpea), 1834 nucleotides. RefSeq names its product galactomannan galactosyltransferase 1-like. Gene Ontology annotation, molecular function: galactosyltransferase activity. Gene Ontology annotation, cellular component: membrane; endosome; trans-Golgi network. NCBI's taxonomy places the organism in Eukaryota, Viridiplantae, Streptophyta, Magnoliopsida, Fabales, Fabaceae. The record is from RefSeq and is a predicted model, not a curated record.
GGCAUAAAAAAAGAAGAGCAUAACCUUCUACGAAAAUAAAAUUAAAAUAAAGCACCCCACCAUUCAUUACUACUUUCCAAUAUUUCCAAUUCACAAAUUAGCGCAUACCGUAUUUGAUGCGCCCUCUCUCUCUUUCAUAGGAGUAAACGACAACCUCUCAAUCUCACUCUAUUGUUUUCUUCAAACUUACAAUCUCAGCCAUUUUAGGUUGUUCUCUUGUUACUUUUCCGAGUUAUCAACAAACAACUUGUGUGUCACUCACACUUCACACCACCUGAAUCAAAUGUCACCUAAAACAAAAACCAAGCUAAAUAUGGUAACAACUGAACUCUCCCAUUCUCAUUCUUACCAUCACGAUUCUUCCACCAUGGCAAAACCCACUUUCAGAAACAAAUCUUCUUCCAUAUUUCUUUCCGAUGGUUUACUCUUCCUCGGAGGAGCAUUUUCCGCUCUUUUACUCGUUUGGGGUUUCUCUUCCUUUACAAACUCCAUCAACAACCCAAAUUUAAAACUUCAUCAAAACGAUGUCAUUUCGUACUCCACUCCUGAUUUACUUUCCGACCCGUUAGACCCUACAUUCUACGACGAACCUGAAAUGGGUUACACCAUUGACGACAAAGUUCAAAACUGGGACGAGAAACGCGAAGAAUGGCUAAAACUUCACCCUUCUUUCUCCGCCGGAGUUAAAGAGAGAGUUUUAAUGGUCACCGGAUCACAACCCUCACCGUGCCGGAACCCAAUCGGCGAUCACCUUUUAUUAAGAUGCUUUAAAAAUAAAGUUGAUUAUUGUCGUAUUCAUGGUUACGAUAUUUUCUACAAUAACGGUCUUCUUGACCCGAAAAUGUCUUCUUAUUGGGCCAAGUAUCCAGUUGUUAGGGCCGCAAUGAUGGCUCAUCCAGAAGCCGAGUGGAUCUGGUGGGUUGACUCAGACGCGUUAUUCACCGACAUGGAUUUCAAGCUUCCUUUAGAACGUUACAAGGAUCAUAACCUCGUUGUUCACGGUUGGGCACACUUGAUCCACGAGAAACGGAGUUGGACGGGCCUAAACGCCGGCGUGUUUUUAAUUAGAAACUGUCAGUGGUCGUUGGAUUUUAUGGACUCAUGGGCCGGAAUGGGCCCACAGAGUCCAGAUUAUGAAGAAUGGGGACAUAAACUCCGGUCAACUUUUAAAGACAAAUUCUUCCCAGAGUCAGAUGAUCAGACGGGUCUCGCUUAUUUAAUCGCGAUUGAGAAAGAAAAAUGGGCGGACAGGAUUUAUUUAGAGGGCGAGUAUUAUUUCGAAGGGUAUUGGGAAGAAAUAGUUGGAACAUUUGAGAACAUUAGUAAGAAAUAUGAUGAGAUUGAAAAAGGGGUGCGUAGGUUAAGAAGGCGUCACGCUGAAAAAGUGAGUGAAAGUUACGGUGCGGUUAGAGAAGAGUAUUUGAGAGAAGCUGGUUAUGGUAAAGGUAGUUGGAGAAGACCGUUUGUUACACAUUUUACCGGUUGUCAACCGUGUAGUGGAAAGUAUAAUGAAAUGUACACCGCUGAUGCUUGUUGGAACGGGAUGCGUAGAGCACUUCAUUUUGCCGACAAUCAAGUUAUUCGUAAAUAUGGUUACGUGCACCCGGAUCUAGGGAAUAAUCUUGUUACUUCUAUACCUUUUGAUUAUCCUCAAUCAUGAAUAUCACCCCCAAGGAGAGUAACGGGGGCAAUCUUAUCUUAUUAAUGGUAUGUGACGUGUGUUCGAUGGUUGUUGGCAUCUCUUAUAGUUUAAUUGUACAUGGUAUCUAACGAUAACGAUCAAUUAUAUAAAGCUAUAUUAUUGUUUUAUAUUUAAAUUUUAAAUUGAUUUUAU